This is a messenger RNA of Amoebophrya sp. A25, 10016 nucleotides long. The record is from the annotation of a GenBank genome assembly. NCBI's taxonomy places the organism in Eukaryota, Dinophyceae, Syndiniales, Amoebophryaceae.
UGAAUAUGAUGAUGGCAACGAGAACGACAGAGUGUCAUCAGUGAAUUGUGAAAAAUUUUUCAGAUUAUUUAGGCCAACAAGCAAACAAAAGUCUAAGUUUCUGAGAAACCCAUGAUUAUUCAUGUCACAUUGUGGCUCCUCCCCCCUUUUUUUCCCCUUAUUGAAUAAUCUGUCCACGGUUCAUUUAUGAUAAUCGAUCUUGAUGUGUCAUAAAUGAAGCUGGAGAGAAGUUUGUAGAGCCAGUUUUUUUUGGUGUAACCGCGAAUUUGCUUUAGGUAGGUAUAGUUCAAGUUGAUUCUAUGUAUAAAUUUGAAAGUUUGAUGUGCUGUACAUGAAGAUUAUGGUUGUGAAUAUUUGCCCGUCCGACGACCUAACUGAAAAACGUGAAGCGAGGAUAUUCUUGAUGAUACUCGAUGAAAAUUUGUGCUGAAUAUGACAAGGACAAGCAGGACACGACCUACCGCUGCGGCUCUAUAGACGCGCACCCACGUGAAUGAUUUUUACAUGCCCAGAUCUAGUAUAAUCCUUUCCACACCCUGGACUCUGCACUAGAUCUGGACUAGAUCUUUUUUUUUUGAAGUACAUCUUGCAAGAAUGUAGUUAUGAUAGAUUUUGGUUUUCUUGAUUUUAUUUGUAGAAGAUAGAACAAGAAGAUGUAGUUGUCGAUACUAACUAGUAUGAUCUAAAAUACUUCUAAACCAUAGAUCAACAUAUAGUAGAAGUGGAAGUAAGUGUCGCUUUCGAUCCUCCUUGUUGUGCAAGUGAAAAGUGAAUGGAAAAAUAACCAAAAGAUGUCUUUGUCGGGUCCAACUACCCUCUCGUCCUCUCGUCGGACGAAUACUACGGCUGCUGCUACCACCGCCUGGGACCUUGCUGACCUCUGCUCCCCUCGUAACCGUGGUGGAACGAAGAAGACGCAUCAUGCUUUGUUCCCUAGUGUGCUGGGAAACAUUGUGCAGCAGGACGAUGAUGUUCAGGAAGGCCUUGUUGGUAAAGAAGAUGCUGUUGAUCACAUGAUAGAAGGACGAAUGGAAGUAGACGGCGUGGUAGUAGAGCAGGAUGAUCAUAAUUAUCACUUCGAGAGAAGAGAAGAGGUGGCUGUCGCGGGUGCUGUAUUUGAUCACGACCGCACCUUGCUCUCUUCGAUGGUUGACGAGGAUGAUUUUCAAGGACCCAACAUGCGGUCCGGUAACCCUGCUGAAGGCACACCCAGAAGUGCCGGUCAUUACGUUGAGGUUGAAGACCCUAACCAAUCAGGAAGAACUCCAACAACAAGGCUAGACUUGUAUAACAAUGAGAAUAUGCAUGAUGAUCUGGUUUUUCUCAAUCAGCGAGCACCAAGCCCAAGAAGCGCCAAUGAUUCCGCUAACGUACACGACUUACAACAUCAACAUGAAAGCGCGAGUACUACUAGUCCUCAAAACCUGCGACGAGUGAACCACCACCAACUCCAGCAACACCAACCACGACAACGUCGACAACUGGAAGAACUAGAACUAGUACGACACGACCAACAGCCAGUAAUUCCUAGCAAAAUCAAGUCUCUGCGGGUUGUCCUUGAGGACUCAACGCAACGGUUUCGGCCACACUCUUUCCCUGUUUUUGACGCUACGCCGAGUGAAGCCUUGUCUCUGGUGGAGAAAUACGCGCUCCUGCUCUUGAAUUCACUGGAUAGCUACAGCCUGUGGCUGUAUAAUUAUGACUGGCAUCAUCUAUAGUAACAAAUAGGUCUUCUCCAUGUACGAGUGAUCAUUUUCGUAAAUUGUCCUGCUCUUGCAAUAAUGCAAUGAUUGUUGUAGUUACGUAUAGUACAAUUGAGAUUUUUACGAUUUUUCAAGAAGACUUGCGUUGCUUCUCGUCUUUUACUAGAUCAUGGACGACCCAUUCUAAUCCCUCGCCGACAUGCAGCUGCGACAGGAAUUGCAGGCUUCCCACCUAGAAGCCGCCGCAGCCUGGCAAGGACAAAUUACUGUGCAGAUCUACCAAGAUGGAUGCACACCUCCGCAGUUGCUGGUAGAUCACAGUACAUCAGGAGGUUCAGUGGUGAGGAUGGGCAUGGCAACAAGAACACAUUCUACGUCUCAUAGGAUUCAGCAAAAGGAACACAACCUAGACCACCACACGACACCAAAUUCUUCCUCCCUGGUGCUAAAUAGCAACAGACUACGAGGGUCCUCCUCGUCUUGCUACAGUCAUGACGCGAUGUCGUCUGCUGCUUCUAUGGUCGCCGUGGCUAGUCCGCCCUCACGAGCAGCAGCCUCCGAUCAUCUCGUACAAGGCGAUCAUUUGGAGGACUUGGCUUUAGUUCAGUGUCAGGAUGUUGAUCAUCUUCGUCCUCAGAGGGCUAGUAGCGACAACAAAGUCGGUGUCGGUGGACAUGAAGGUGAUCAUGUACUAGUUCGUCCCGAACAGGAAUCCUCGGCUACACCAACAACUGCUUGCCCUGCAAUCGAAGGUUCAUCCACAUCUGGCGUGCCAAGCGAAGGCGGUUUGCAUCAACAAGGAGUAAACAGUCCUGUAGUGAAGAAAGCCACUUUUGCUAAGAAAAAACUCACCGACAAAGGUCGCCUUCUCUACUACAACUACAACUGCUCUAGUACUCCUGGUACGAAUUACCUGAAGCGGCGUGUGGUGAAACUCCAAAGAUGGCUAAAACGUGUCUUUUGGAAUCCGUGUUCCGCACUAUCGAUCCAGUCCAUGACUGCUAUGGAAAAGCUGUUCUACAGUCACUGCGAGCGUUGCAAUACGAAUGGUCUCAACUGGGAUUUGAUUCUCCUACAUCCAGAUCCCGAUUUCCUCUUACAGGAAAUCCUAAAGAAGACGCAGUUGCUGCCUGAGACAGUAGGGACAACGACAAUGUUGAAUCGUGCCGCGACUACUGGAGGAGGUGCUGGUGGAUCGACACUGCUCGGUGGAGCUAAUAUUAAUGGAGCAGGUGGUGGAAUCGCAGGUGCAGUGCCGUAUAGUAGUAAGCACAAUAACAGCUGCAAUAUGAAUAUUUUCAAGAACAAUUCAACGCCUGGAAAUAUCAUUCCAAAUGAUCCCUCCAGCACCACGUCAAAUAACAAUCAAGGUCUUCAACAACAUCAGAGUGGUUCCAAAAGAGCACAUAACAGCAACAACAAGGUGUUCGCAACCUCGUCAGCUGCGAUCAACAACCAUAUCAUCAUGGGCAGAGGAGUGAAGAAAAAGACCCAUACGACAACGAAUACCACCUCGAUUUCGGAAGUGCUGUCUGCGACUACGAAAGAACAUCAUCUUCAAGAGAGACAUAGUUCGUCUGAUGAACUUCAAGAACAUCAUACAGCUGCCGUUCGGUUACAACAGAAUGAAAAACAUCAACAUCUUCCACAAGAACAUCAAGAACAAGACGAUCGUCUUCGUCAAGAACAAGAAGAUUGGAGAAGUCCACGCAACGUCGAAGUCGAUGCCGAUCACACUCCCGUAGCGCAUGGUAGUGUUUACGACGAUGAAGAAGCCGCGUCCCCUGAGGGUGGAAAGACCCCUGCUGUGCUUCUACGACCUGCGGAAGACUGCAGUGAAAUCCCUAGCCCAAGAGAGGGAGACGAUGCUGUAGUUGAUGACGCAGGAGAAGGUAAUCAUCGAGAAGGAACAAGGCAUGUUGGAGGACGUCAAACUCGAGAAGCGGAGCUUGAUGAAGACGACCAUGAUGAUCAAGGGAGAAGAGGCAAGUCAUGGUCUUCAUCCAGAGCUGUGCGGUGCACGAGUAUGUUGAACCAGCAGGAGACAAGUGGUGCGGCCGCAGGUGCGACGACCUCGCAUCGCGGACCUGGUUUUCGUGCAGACCAUGAUGCCGCAGGUGCGACGACCUCGCAUCGCGGACCUGGUUUUCGUGCAGACCAUUACCCAUCAAUUUCUCCAGAGCAUCAAGACCACCAGCACCAGCACCAACUUUUACUUAGAACCAGCAGCGAUCAAGCGCAAAGAGACCAGAUCGGUUUCCAGAGGGAUUUAGUUGAGCGCAUUCGCGACAUCGAGGAUGAACUUUACGUACUGAAAAAAUGCAACUUGAUCUACAUGUUAGCAACGCUGGAAAAGCAAUCGCAUUGCCUCUACCAAUACGCGUUUAUUCGCGGACGGAUCCGUAAGAUCGUUCUCACCAUCGGCGACGCAUUCAAAAAAAGGUUGGAGCAGGUGUUGGCAGGAGCGGCCGCAACGUCUGGAGGCAGUGGUGGAUCAUCAGCCUCCGGAGGCGGUUUGAUGGGUCCUUCAAGUAGUGGCCACAGCACAACUGCAGCAGGUGUAGUUCGAGGAGAUUUUACUGGAGCGCCGACGUCAGCAGUUGGCGCCUUCGGAGCUUCUAACGGAGGAGGCGCUCAAGAACCUAGCUCUACAAAUACGUUUUUCAUGAACUACAACAAUAAUUUGGCAAGCUGUUCCCCUAGGCCUAGUGCAGCAGCAGCAGCACAUCAACAGCAACUACAGAACAACCUCACUUCAGCCUCAAAACUGCCACCUUCCAAGAACGGAGGGGGAAACUCAUCAUCCAGUUCAAAUACGAAGUCCGGCCACACCUUUCACUCUGUGGUUCAGGUCUAUAAGCUGAUCACGCAAGUGGUGGAAGCUUAUACUUGCGUCUUUUCCAAAGUUGGUGGGUGUGGUAGUGCUAUUGAAUUGCGAGCUUUGUCCAACGCAGAAGCCUUGUUCGGCAUGCCCAACAUGGUGGAGCGCGUUUACAGCAGCAUCCUCUCAGAUGUGAUGGAGUAUAUUGAAGGCUGUCUGACGCGAUUCGAGUACCUGUACCGGUCUAGCGUCCUCUGUCGCAAGGUGAGGGAAAUCUUUCCCCACACUAGAUUCCCUCUGGACAUCAGGCUGUCAGACCACCGGUUCUACUCAAAUGGAUGGAAAACACGAGCCGCGAGCGCGACAACUUCUACGGUCAACAACAUAGUUGUACCUUCAACAGUUCGAGGUCGAGCAGAACAGUUGAUGAACAUGAACAAUCAGCAAUUACAAAUCCACCUAGGAACAUCAAGUGCUGAGCAGCAUCAACAUCAAGUUCCAGCAGGUCAACUACAAAAUUCUUCUUCAACCACGACUGCGAAGAUGGUCAGUCGCAGGCAGCGAAAACUACUGCUUAAUAGUCGUGCUUUGCAGUACCUAAAAAGCGGCAGAAAGAUAAUCUCAGAAGAUUCAACGACCACAGCCGCUUUGCUUCAUAUCUUGCGUGGUGGUGGACAGGGUGGUAACCAACAAGGGAGCAACAAUAAUUCGAGCCGUGGUGCAACAGGUACUACAACCUCACAGCACGCCUCUUCCUCAGGAACAAUAGGUCAACAACUACAACCUUGUUCGUCCUCGUCGAGGUUAAUGCGUACUGCGUCGUCUCAAGUUGCUGGCAGUCAACAUCAAGAACAUGUUGCUAAUAGCAUCAUUCAGUCGCCAACAAUCAUGUUCUCAAACAACUCUAGACCCGUCGGCAACCAUCUUGCGGACCUGGUCGAACUGCGCGGUUUGCCUCCGCUCACGUCGGUUGGUAGUGCGGAGACUGCUAAUCAGCAUGGUCAAGGUCAUUUAAGGGUAGGGUAAAUGUGCUUUUGUUCCCGCUUUUUAUGCCUUUCCUAAGGGAGAAAGGCAGAAAAAGCGGGGUCCACGAGCACCAAGACCCUACCUCUAAGUCAUCAAGGAACACACACCAGGAACAACAUGAACAUGUCCUCAUCUUCAACCACGUUCCCAGACAAUUUGAAUGGAAACUAUUGUCCGACCAACAAAUAUAAUACAACAACUCCUGGAGUAUUUUUUGGAGGUGGAGGAUCUCAAGGGGGUGACUAUCAUCACCAAUAUGGAGGAACAUCAAGGAACAACGCGAACAAUACGACUAGUUUGAUUCUCAAUAGGAUGAACAACAACGACAUCAACAAUUUGAGGGCAAGUAAUAGUCACCAGCCCCAAGAACAUCAACUUGUUGCGCUUCAACAGAACAAGAAUCUUCCGGUACGUGUCUCGUCAGCAACAGAACACUUAUUGGCUAGUAGAGGUGAAGUAGAAGAAGUGCAGCUAGGUGGUACAACCACGACCACGUCUGUGGAAAACGUAUGCUCUCGAUCGAGGUACUACUCGGUCAGGGCAGGAUACACAGGUUCACGAGUAGGCGGUGACAAUGUGAUGUUCAACGUGGAUCCGUCGAGCAAUGACAAUGAAGAACUUCGUCCUACUAGCGCCUUCCAACAGCCUAGCGUCCUUGCAUUAGGCAAUGGAUCCGGCCCAGCUGGAAAUAGGACCCAAGGACAACAGCUCGCACUUACGAACGGGUCAGCUGGAGAGCCUCAACAACCUCCUAAUCAUGAUAUUGCUGGGUUGAAAUUCACUUCUGUACCUCCGGAGAGGAGCGCGGCAUUAGCCCUUCGUCCAGCACAUCUUCAUAGUGUUCCGCGUCCACUCACAGCCGCCACUGCACAGACGAAAAACUAUACCCAUCUGCUCAGAGCGUCUGGUGGUGCACCAGCGCCUCCAGCUGCUAGCUCCAUAUCUUCUAUCAACAAUUAUGCCUCUUCCUCCUCCUCUUCCCAGGAUCUUGUCGUGUUGCGACUCUUCCCCUGGCGCAAUAUGAACUAUUCUCUUGUAGUUGCGGAAAAGCCCACAGCCUUGUGGCGGACGGUGUACAAGAAGGCUAUGAGAUACUACGCCUUGGACUACUUGCAGUUGGAGCUGUUUGGCACGGGAACGGUGAUCACACCUGAAGAACCGAUCAGCAACUUGCUAAAAUUCUACGCAGAAAAUUAAGGCUCAACUUUCAAUGGUCAUUGGGGUUGCUUGGUCACUGAGAUCGAAGAGGCGACCCCUUGAGAGAACAGGGGAAAACGAAGGGAAAGGGGAGAGCUUUGAAGGGGGUCCCUUCCGUUCAGAGUCAUGAUGACCCUUGAAUGCUGAGCUUUAAGAAAAGAAGGAAAUACAGUUACAGGAAAACGAUCAGAACAAGAAAGGAGGGCAGAACAUCAGCAGUACUAGUAGCAGCGCUAGUACAUCAGUUUCCUCUUCUUCAUCCUCGUGGUCGUCCACCUACUACGUGAGUGCAACACCCGAGAGAGAGCAGCAUCGCCUUUACUACAGCGUUCUGGUGACAAGGCCAGAACGACUGUCCACCGCAGACCGCGUUUCGCUCGACUUGAUCCGCAUCUUGGAGGAAGACUACACUUUCACACGCGAGACCAUGCAGCUUUCCUUAGACAUUCCACAGGAGUAUCUCUGCUUGCCACACCAGGAAGCGAGCAAGUUCAUUGCGGACAUGCUCAUUCUGCCUUUCGAGAUUUUAGUUCCGCCACCCUCAGAACAACAGUCGAAGCGAGGCUCCUCAGGAGGGAGCAAGUCCGGAGCUUUCAAGAAUGUUGCGGGAGGAGAGCAUGGCGCAUCAGGUACCGCUACGAGUUCUUCGGCAAGCUCCACUACAGGACAACAUGCUAGUACCUCUAGCGGAGGUCUGCGAGGAGGGGCUGGUGUAAGUUCUCACUCGUCUGCUGUAGUUGCAGGGGAAAGAAGUAGGAUUAGUGCAUCAAACAAGGAGAAUCUUCCUAUUCCCAAUGUUGUCCUCUCAUCCACAGCCGAGUCCCGUAAUUCAGUUUCCUCUAGUUGCAGUCAGGCUGGCUCAUUAGAAGAAAUACGCAAAAAAAUGGACUUUAUGGAGAGAAGCAAAUUGGCCCAAACUGGAGAAGAGAAGAACUUGAAGAAAAAUGUGGACGAUUUUAUGAAAGAGCCGGCCUGCUCUACUGCAACUGCUUCUAGCAAGCUACAAGGAGCCCCUCAAGGAGCUACGACCCAAAAUGUUGAAUUUAAAACUAAACUUGCUCCUCCCGCUCCUUCUACAGGUCGUGCCACGACUGGAGGUUUGUCUGGCUGGGCUUCCAAGUUGGGGGAUAUCAAACGCUUUUUCUCCUCUUCGGAUCAGGCAGCAUCGCAGCAGCAACAGCAGCAGUCUACGUCUGGACAUCAAGCUGUCGGUGUGAGUGCAGCUUCAUGCGAUUUUACGACAUCAAAUACGUGUUCUGGAGGAGGCAACGCUGAUUUUCAACUGCAGGGUGCAGGUGAGAAUUUAAAGAAAUAUCUUCAUGGAGGUGGCGGUUCUGGAGGUGGUGCGGGUCGCGGAGGUGGUCAUGGCAUCUGCUCGAAUGCGAAUGUCGAAGAGGCUACUGCUGCUUCAUCUUUGAUGCAAAACAACUACCAGGAGCAUGCAGGAGGAGCUGUCGGACACAACCACGUGGUCUCUUCUCCUAACACUCACCAUUAAGGCUUAAUAUUACCGCAAUUCAUCCUAAGAAGCAUCUUUGGCCCCCUUUCAUUCUAAGGGAAAAAUGCGCCAUGAAGAUGCUUGUCAAGAUGAAUAUAGGAAAGGUCUAACGAGAGCAAUACCAGUUAGUCGAAAAUCCCGCCCAAAUCUUCAGUGGCGCCCAUACGAGGGGGAAAAAUCACACAACUGGUCGUGGUAGCGCGACCUCAAGUGCCGCUGCCCCACCCCAAAGCAUGCUGUUUACCUCAGAUUGGGUUUCUGAUCAACGCAGUACGAGUUGCGUCCCACCCUUUACAUCACAGAGCAAUGUCGUUGCAGGAGGUGGCAAUGGCAAUAGUGGCUUUUACAUGAUGAAUAACAACUACACUUCGUCUGCGGCGUCUUGCAUAGCUGCAACUACUGGGGGGAAUAUUCUGGGCAGUAUGAGUAAUAUUAAGGCUUGAAAGUUGGCAUCUCUAUAAGCAUCUCUAUGGUUUCUCCAAGUAGGAAAGCCAUAGAUAUGCGGGCUAGAGAUGCCAACUUUCAACCCCUAAUAAUAACAAAUAUAUGUCCUCGUCCACAACUGGUGGAGCACUUGCUGGAGGAGGUGGAGGCAUAGGAGGGCCAAUAGGUGGUAGUGGCACAACAACAGCUGGACUGCAAGUUGGACACGGCACAACUACAACUACAGGACCACAAGGACAGCAGGGUGGACUACAGUACAACAGUUGUGCUUCUUCGUCCAGUGCUAGUGGUCGGGCGCAACAUCAAGGUUGUUCUCAAGGACAAGGACCUGCUGACGGUUCUUCGAGCAAUAAGAUGAAGAUGAAUAAGAACCGAAAGUACCAACAUCGCUUCUACUUCAGAAACAGCCACUUCCGACGGUGUGUGUCAGUAGAGUGCGACUACUCGGAAUUCACAGCUUGGCUGCAGUUCUUGCAGCAUUUGAGGCGUGGCAACCGUGUCCGUCAAGCGGAUUUGCUAGCUCUGAAUGCCAGAAUUACCUUUGUGAACGUUCACAUGCUAUGCGCGCACAUCCGACAUUUGAGUACGAAGAUAGAGCUCUUUAGGAGUCUCACGUUUGGAAACUACGUACCACCAGGGUUGAAUUUCACUGCUUCUUCCCCGUAUAAUAUCUUCUUCAAAAAUUCUUAUAGUGAAGGUGGAUACCCGUAUGCGUAUGCGUAUCACGGAGCAGGAGGGUCUAGUCGUGUCAACAUGGAUCCCAACAACAUGACCAUUCCAGCUGCAGCACUAGAUCAAGGCUUUGUAGGAGCUUUGUCACCGUAUGCAGAUGGUGGGUAUACUGGUAGGAGACCACUGUUGAAUGGGGAAGACGAAUCAGAACACGAUAAGAUAUGUUACAACAAGAUGACUUCUAGUAUAUCAUUGCCUGUGGUAUUACAGCUACUGGAUGCACCUCCUCCAACUGGAGAAGUAGAGACCACACAGCAUCAACAAGAACCGGGCUUCGUAGAGGGACAACUCCGAAAACUAGAAGAUUACAUGCUUGGGAUUGCACCAGGUUCAGAAUUCAAGCCAGGACCGGCAAUGCCUGUGAAACAAAUCCUUCUCUCAGAAGACGGGGACGGAAGUACUGUUAAGGCUACCGCUGGAGCAUAUCCUGAAUACCAUCCUUAGCCCUUUUUUCAAGGGGAAAAAGGGCCGAGGGAGGCUCUCAGGGAUGCACGUCGGUACCUCUAAUACUGGGAUGAGUGUGGUGGAAGUAGAAGAUUUUGUAGAGGGGAGAAGUGGCGAUGGACCACAAGAUGAAGUAGAACUUCUACACCAC